AUAAUAUAAGCUCACAAACGAGUUGAGAGCUUGAGGCAGUAACAUUGAAUUUUACAGAAGUUCAUAGCCGUAAAGAAGAUGGAGAAGCUGAAAUCUGUAGUACCAAGCGCCCUCCGGCAGCAAAUUACAAAGAGCGGUCCUGAUGACCUUCCCGCCACUUGUUCUUCCCUCCUCCACUUCUUCAGUCACCUUCCCCUCUUCUACCAGGUUGUUAAGGAGUUGACAGACCCAGAAAAUGCUUUGUGUCGCAAGGACUCAAAUGCUGCUUCAGAAUUAAAGCUUCGCGGCAAUGAAUCUUUCUCCAAAGGAGAUUACCGUAAAGCCAUUCAUUUCUAUACACAGGCAUUUCGAUUUGCUCCUUCGAAUAGUGAUGGUAUGGAGAAAAACCUAGUGGCGGUGCUCUAUGUGAAUCGCGCAUCUGCAUUGCAUAAUAUGGGUCAUUUUCUAGAGUGUUUAGACGACUGUGGCCGAGCUCUUGCAAUUUCUCCAACUUAUGCUAAGGCAUGGUUCAGGAGAUGUAAAGCAAAUGCUUCUUUGGGAAACUAUGAAGAAGCAAUUCAAGAUCUCAAGGUUUCCCUAGAGCUGGAAGUUUCCUUAAGUGGAAAGAGGCAAAUAGAAAGCGAACUCGGGAUUAUUUUGGACAGACAAAAACUGAUGCAUAGUUCAUUGUACAAGUCCAACAAGAAUGGGUCUGAUGCUAGAACUUAUGUGACAGAUGAGCCAAUCCAAGGAAAUGUUCAAUGUGUGUCUCUAUCAACUAAAGGAAGAGGAAUAGUAUCUUGUGCUAAUAUUCAUUUGGGCACUUUGGUUCAUAAAGAAGAUCCUUAUGCAGCGAUUAUCUUGAAGACCUGCCGGGAGACUAACUGUCAUUUCUGCUUCAAUGAACUACCAGUACAUGCAGUUCCAUGUGAAUCAUGCUCUAUACCAUUAUAUUGCUCUAGUCAAUGCCAAUUAGUAUCUGGAGGAAAAGUGUUUGGUAAAAUUCCCAGGAAAAGUGGCUUUCAUAAAGACCUACCGGAUGAAAUUGAAAAGUAUAUUUCUGAAUGCAUUUCCGUUGGUAAUUCAGAUCAAUGUACUGAGAAUAUUCCUGAGCACAGACAUGAAUGUGAAGGUGCUCAUUGGCCUUCAAUAUUACCCUCAGAUGUAGUUUUGGCUGGUCGGAUCAUUGUGAAAUUUAUCGAGCAACAAAAGAAUUCUGGUUGUGUUUCAAACCUCCAAGCAGUUUUGGAUCUCUGCCACAACUAUGCGCACCUCCCUCCUGAUACUAAACUGGAGAUGCAUAUAUACUCGAUCAUGCUGUUGAAUUGUCUUCAAAAAAAUUAUGCACCAAAACUCCCUGUGACAGGGGCUAUCAUUUCACAGGUAGUUAUACUUCUAUCACAAAUCAGAGUGAAUGCAAUGGCUAUUGUCAGAAUGAAAUCUUUUGAUAAGAGAGGGCCUUCAGAUGAGCAUGGGAAUGAUUUUACCAGUACAUUAGAACAGGUCAAGGUUGGUCAAGCUAUAUAUUUGCUGGGUAGUAUGUUUAACCAUUCGUGUAGACCAAACAGUCAUGCUUACUUUCUUUCACGCACCCUCCAUGUACGAAUCACAGAUUCUGUGUCAGUGGGGUCUGAACUUGAAAUCUCUUAUGGACCACAGGUCGGGCAGUGGGACCACAAAGACCGCCAGAAGAUAUUGAGAGACAACUACUCAUUUAGCUGUCAAUGUAGUGGCUGUUCACAACUAAAUCUAUCUGAUCUAUAUAUUAAUGCUUACAAGUGUGCUAAACCAGACUGUGAUGGUGCGGUUCUUGACAGCACACUCACUAGCUAUGUGAAACAAAAAGUGGACCCCAUCUUUGGCGACCCGGCCAUUCCCUACACUCAGAAGCAGAAGGUUGAAAAUACUGGAAAUAAUGGAAUCGUUGGACUGGCUCAUUAUGUGGUCGAUAAACAAGAUUUUAAUUAUCUAAAUCCUGGGCAUUGCUUGAAUUGUGGUUCAUAUUGUGAUCUAGAAUCUGCCUCUGCUGCAAUCAGCAAAGCUGAGAAUUGUAUUAGAAGGUUGCAAGAUGCAAUAAGUAUCAAUGAUAUCCAAGCUGAAUCACUUUCCAAUGCCUUGAUGGUUUCUAAUAUUCUGAGAUCAACACUGCAUCCAUGUAACAAGAGAAUAUCUGAGGUUGAGGACAAUAUUGCACAGGCGAUGUGUUUGGUUGGAGAACCGCAAGCUGCAAUUGAUCAUUGUAAACUGUCCAUCAAAAUCCUUGAGAAACUCUAUGGUUCUAAUCACAUUGUCAUCGGAAACGAAUUGGUUAAACUCCGAUCCAUUCAAAUGCAACUCAGAGACUGCAAUGCUGAAAUUACUACAAAGAGAGCACAUGAAAUCUUUUUGCGGUAUUUUGGAUCUCAUACAGGCGUGAUAUUUCCAUGUGGAAUUGGUUGCACCUGAUUGUAAAGUUUAACAUUUUAUAUCAGUACUCACUGUUACUAUUAAUAAUGCGAUUUUUUUUUUUUUGCAAAUACCAUUAAUGAAUUACAGUACUGCAUGUGCUAUGGAUUGGAUCUAGAUUUCUUAGUCAAAAAUCUAAUUGAAUCCACAAGAAAUUGAAUACUAAUAAUGUAUGGUUGAAUAACCAAUAAUAUGGAAGUAUUUGAUCCAUAUUGGAAGAUUCAGGCUAUUGCCCCUUAAC
Cuscuta epithymum is the source of this 2665-nucleotide messenger RNA. Lineage: Eukaryota; Viridiplantae; Streptophyta; Magnoliopsida; Solanales; Convolvulaceae. The record is from the annotation of a GenBank genome assembly.